GAAUACCGUUGGUGUGACUGGCGUUCUUAGUGCGUUGUCGUAUGGGGAGGAGUCCAGCUCCAUCAAAAGACGCUCUAUUAUUUAUUUUUUUGCUUGUUAGACACUCUUCUUUCCUGAUUAGACACGUCAAGCUGUACCGUAGAUUAUAUUGCGUCGUGACGUAGACCGUUUACUCUUGUUGUUUUUUGUCAUUGUUUCAGUUGUUGCUCCUUUCUCUUUUUUAUUUUUUUCCUGGCGUUGUCGCGUCGCAUCCACCAUCGUUGUCUUCUCGCACGCACCGUUUCACUUGUUGAAGAUCGCACUUCGUUUUCGUCGAAGCAGAGUGCGCCACUUCGAUCUUUUCUGCUCCUCUCGUAGCAGGGAGUACUCCGUGUAGAGCAGUGCAAGCGAACCGACAAGUUCAUCGUUUAAUCGUCGCAUGGAGACGCGAGACAAUGAUAAUUCUUUUUCACAUCUCCGAUAGUCAGGGUCGUUGGCACCGGUGCUCUGCCGUGUGCGGUCCCUCCACCACCGCCGCUGGUGCCAUCAACCAACUCCGCGCUAAACUCUACCUACCCACGGAGGUGGAGGUGCAAGUUCACCUCGCGAACGACGUCCCCAUUCGACACUUAACGGCGCCGCUGACGAGUCUGCGCAAGCAGCGCAGCGGAAGCUCGCAAGUGGUGCGCAUGCAGUUGUGGGCUUCUCUCUCGGGUCCUGAGGCUGCUGUGCGUGAAAUCAACUACAGCGCUGCGGAGGCGGUCGACCCCGCCACUGCGGUGCCGGAAGAUGAGGGCGACGAUGAUAGCAGUGUUGCUGCGUAUCUGUCCUCUUCACAGUCGGAGCACCGCAGCCUGGACAGCGCCGCGCACGUUGGCGCACCGGUUCCCACAACGCGCAUCAUGUUCGCUGGCCCGCCGUCGAAGGCAAGCAUAAAGACUCCCCAGGCAAAGGCGCCCAGUAACGUCGCCAUGCCCCUUCACACGCGACCGACCUCAGAACACAACGCUACGACGGCAACCGGCGCUGGGGCUCCUCCUGCAGUAGCGGCUCCUGUGAGAGGGAGCUCCCGAGAGCGCAGUCCUGCCGUUGCGGGGGCGGACAAGGCGCCGACGCCGACGCGGACGCCCCUACUCACCUCGCCUUCACCCGAGUCUACCUCUGCAAGGACCACGGCCGCGGCCAGCACACUCGUCAUAAAGCGACGCGACUCCCGACCGCCGCCGCCGCAACCCAUUUCCUUCCUCGAGAUGCCCCUGUCCGCACGCGGUCCGGUGCGCCGUCCCCCCGUCGACGUCCAGCGUGCUGAACUUCAGUUACCACAGUCCGCGCGCGGCGUGGCCCCAGCCCACCCUUCUGGCGCCUUCCUAGCGGCGAACAACGGACGCUAUGAUGAAGGAGCAGGUGUCGCCGCAGCAGCACUGUACAAAACCGGUUUUGCGCGACGCGAUGCCGCCCUCGCGCACAUUAUGAUGCGUGAGUACCCCAAAAUCGUGCCGCGCGAGCCGAAAACGGUCGUUGCGGCGGUGAAGAAUACCGCCCGUCUGGCCUCGCUCAGCUUCAGCAAGGAGUUCAUGGCCACAUCAGACCUCGAGGGCGUCGAUGAUAGCACUUACGCCCGUUGCCUCUCUAUUGCUUUGACGCAUGGGCAGGAACUGCGUAGCGGUGGUGGUGGCGGUGGCGCACGGAGCGAGACCGCACGUCUCGCGCUGUACGGCGAACUCAGCUCUCUGCGUCACAGCUGCUGCCCCAACGCUGCGGUGCAGUACGACCUCUUCACCGCCCCGUACGCCGGUAGCUGUCGCUGCGCGGUGCUCGCGGGGAUUCCGCAAGGACAGGAAAUCACGUACCUCUACAAGCACGCCGACUCCCUCGCCUUCUUGCUGCUCUCGCGGGACCGGCGCCGCAACAUUUUGCAGCGAAAGUAUUUUAUGCAGUGCGACUGCCCCCGCUGCACGGAGGUCGACCUCAACGAGGCUGCUGCUGCGGCGGCGGCCCCCAUAGUCAAAAAGAGAAGCGCUAAGACGGGCACGGCGAAGGCAAUAGCGCAGAGGAUUGGCUCACGUACGAAGGCCCAACGCGAGGCAGAGGCAACACUGACAGGCGCCUUCUUCACCAACUCUACAGUUGAUCGAGACCCCCCAAAGCAGACCCAAUUGAUGGGGGAGAUGCGGCGCGACUUCGACGCCCUACAGAUCGUUGACGACACCGGGGUGGAGAUUAGUCUCUCCUUGGUGGGCAACGUGCCGCCGAUGCAGCGCACCAAGCAAUGCAACCGCCUCCUUGCCUUUCUGCGCAAGUACGGUACCUCAGACUCGGUGCUGCGCCUGCACGAGCAUCACUGGCGCAUGAACCUCGCGCGUGCUGCUUAUGUGCAGGAGACGGUGCGUCUCUGUGCGGUGAAGGGCGCCACUCCCGAAGCGCGGCUUCGUGAUCCGCACAGCAAGACGCUGUUUACCCCAACCAAGACGGUCUACGACGUGUGUCUGAAGCAGCUUGCGGUCGAAGCCCUUUUUAUCCCCCUAGGGCACCCGCACAGCCUCACCACCUACGAGUCUUUCUUGUACCUUGUGGCGCUGCUGCCACCGGCGCUGGCGCAGGCAGUCGUGCGCAGCGCACACAACACGACGAGCAUUAAGUGGAAGCAGCUUGAGGAGACCAAGGAGGCGUGGAGUGUGCUGAAGCGUACCGCGCUUCCACCGCAGGUACGACGACUGGUGCAGCGGAGGGCAACUAGCAGUGGUGCGGCAGCGGCGCCGCCGUCGCAGCCGGUCACGGCACGUGGUCAACGGAGUCAGGAACUUUCUGCUACAUCGACCAUUAAGUUGCCCCCGAAGAAGUCCAAGGGGUUGCAGAACGAUGGAGUUUCUGCAGGAUGA
This is a messenger RNA of Leptomonas pyrrhocoris, 2858 nucleotides long. RefSeq lists its product as hypothetical. The transcript has a single exon. The record is from RefSeq and is a predicted model, not a curated record. Gene Ontology annotation, cellular component: nucleus. Bases 435 to 2858 code for a protein of 807 amino acids. NCBI's taxonomy places the organism in Eukaryota, Euglenozoa, Kinetoplastea, Trypanosomatida, Trypanosomatidae.